Hermetia illucens (black soldier fly) is the source of this 1112-nucleotide messenger RNA. RefSeq names its product phospholipase A1 1. The transcript is spliced from 3 exons. The coding region runs from base 21 to 1040 and encodes 339 amino acids. NCBI's taxonomy places the organism in Eukaryota, Metazoa, Arthropoda, Insecta, Diptera, Stratiomyidae. Gene Ontology annotation, molecular function: lipase activity. The record is from RefSeq and is a predicted model, not a curated record.
UUGGCAUAGUCGUUUGCUUGAUGCAUUUCGUAAUUGGCAAUGGGAACUCAUUGACAUUCGAGCAGAUCCAGGCCCAUAAUUUAAAGGCUCUUGGUGGAUCGAUCAAAGAGGGUUAUUCUCAGUUUUGUGAUUCCGACAUCGACCAAGGAAUUCUUUCUUUCCACGGGGGCGGCGACCCGCAAGAUUGCUCGGUGGAGCUCAUCAGCCAUUCAACCAAUGUGACUUUGCCGCUUCGAGAUAUUCACAAAGUAUUCAAAAGGGACUUAGAUUUCGCGAAGAAAACUAUAAUUUUCAUAAACGGCUUUUUCUCUACCGAACGGAAUUUGAUCCAAAAUAUAAGAAACAUCGCCAAAUGUUCCAAUUUGCACGAUGUCCUGAUCCUGAAUUUUGCACGCUCACUGCAAAUGCUAUACAACACGGCCAUGCACAACAUCCCCGUGUUCGCCUACGCCGUUCUCAGAAUCCUUGACACUUUAGUCCAGAAUAAACUGUCCAAACAUCAAAUAGUUCUUGUUGGGCACUCGCAAGGAGCCCACAUUGCAUCAGCAGCGGCCAAGCUCUUCCAUCAACAACACGCGUGGAGACUUCCUCUUGUAAUUGCUCUAGAUCCUGCCAUUCCAUGUGACCCGAAACGUCAAUAUGUAAAUCGUGAGGUGGCGGAACAGGUCUUAGUAAUUCACACUGACCACAAACAGUUCGGAUUGAAGGAUGCAAUGGGAACAAUUGAUUACUACCCGAAUGGUGUUGACAAACAGCAGCCAGGAUGCAAGGAUCCAACUUGUUCGCAUGAGAAAGCCGUGCAAAUAUUUGCGGAGUCAGUUUGUAAUCCUGGGAGUUUUAUGGCUGUACGUUGCAAGGAUUGGGACGCAUUUCAAAAGAACAUGUGUUACAGAGGAGGAGUAGUACCAAUUGGGUUGAGAAUUCCUCCCGGGACGAAGGGAAAAUAUUACAGCAUGACGAAGAGAGAAGCUCCGUUUGGUCUGGGAUUUUCAGGAAUUUCACCGAAUAAAGUAAAGAGUUGGUGGAAUCACGAUAUAUAACUUAAUGUCCUAGAAAUUCGUCAAUGAGGAGCUUCUAUGAUUUGUAAACUUAAGUUAGGAUGUAAAUACGUG